GCGCGACACCACGCACUUGCACCGACAUGUCGACAUCUCAUGACCUUGGCAGUGUUAUUCACCAGGCGCUGUGAGACGCUGCGAUACGCGCCACUCCGCCCCGCCGGAGAAAUCGCUGACCACCGCCACGCCACGCCCUCGGUCGUCAGGUGACGCGUCCCCAUAGUAGAUUGUAAUUCACUAAUCAUGCGGCGCGUGGCGCGUGCGGUUGCAGUUGCGGGGCUGCCGGUCAAUGCCCGGACCGUGCUCCGGCCUGCUCCUGCUGGAAUCACAUACACGUACCUCUGGCCCCAUCCCGGAACCGGAGUCACAUUGACGCACUCGAGACAUCUGCAAUUGCCCUAUGGACCGCAGACUCCUGGCCCGCCCGAUGCCGGUCCCGCCGAGAGCAACGACAACAACAACAACAACGACGACGCCGCCUCAAGCAGCCGCUCCCGCUCCCGCUCGGAAAGCUCCAAUGGCGCCCGCUUCGACUGGAAAGAGACCGCCUUCAAAAUGGCUGAAGCUUCCUUGACCACUUUCGCCUCCGUCGCCGUUCUGGGCGCCGUCGGCUAUGGCUAUACUCGCUACUACAAGCAUAUGAUUCUGGAGAAGAUGGAGAAUGCCUUCAACCCUGGAGACCCCGUGCUUGACAUUGCCGCCACGGCCAAGCAAGGCUCCGCCACCGGCGGGCACGUCCUUAUGGAUGAGGAUAAUCAGCGCGAGCAUUGGGUCAUUCGUGAAGAACAGGCCCUCAUUGAUGACAUUGUUGCUGGUAGAGUGCGAGGCCAAUACCAUCUCAUUGUUGGUGAAAAGGGAACGGGGAAAUCGAGCAUGUUGAUUGAUGCCAUGGCCAAAAUCGAUGGCGAAGGCUGCGCCAUGUUCGAUGCUCACGCCAAUCCAGAGAUUUUCCGAAUUCGCCUCGGCAAGGCUCUUGACUUUGAAUUUCACGAGGACAAUAUGGGCUCAUUCUUCUCGAUCCGCGGUCCUCGUGAUGCUGGUGCGCUCCUAGAUGUAGAGCGAGCGUUCAACAAGCUCGAGAAGGUUGCACUCAAGAGACGGCAGAAAGUGGGGAGACCACUGAUUUUGAUUUUCAAUUCCAUGCAUCUAUUGCGAGAUGACGAUGGGGGCAAGGAUUUGCUUGAGUUGAUACAACAGCGAGCGGAGCAAUGGUCAGCUAGUAAUCUCGCAACUGUCAUAUUCAAUUCAGAUGACUAUUGGAUAUAUGAGAGACUCAAGCAAUACGCCACCAGAAUGAACGUCAUUCGCAUCCUCGAUCUAGACAAGCAAAAGGCAUUAGCAGCACUGCGGAACUAUCGCACCAAAUACCGCAACGACCACCCGAGUGAGUCGAUAUUGGAGCAGGUUUAUGACCUGGUUGGAGGGCGAAUGUCGUAUCUGAGUCGAUGUGCAAAGUCCGACGAUAUGGUCAAGACAGCAUUCUCCAUCUGCCGCGCAGAGAAAACCUGGUUCCUCAACCAAUGCUGGAUCCUUGGGACGGAGAUGGAUGACGAUGUAAUGGAUCAACAGAAGUUUGCAUCUGCUGCCAUGGUUCUAGCCAAGGCGAUGGUUGAUCUGGAAAAACAAAUGGAGCACCGAUAUCAUCCCGAGCAAGGGCAUAUCCUGCCCGAAAUCCCCCUACACAAGGCAAGAGAGAUCAUGACUCGAGCAGACUUCAUACAGAGCUACGAUGCCAUCAACAUCUUUGCAAUUGACAGCAAUGCAAACGUGAGGCCGGACUCGGUGCCCAUGAUGAACGCCUUUCGUGAGAUCUGCGCAGAGGAAGGGUUUGACGACUUUCUACAAGCCACCCUUGACCGCAUUGGAGACAUUGAGUCGCUUGGACGUACCAGAGAGCUGACUAUCAAGGACCUGUGGGAAGGGGGCAAGUACAACAUCAAAAUGCAAUCUGGCGGCAUCACUUUCGAAUGUGAAAAGCCGGAAGAGGAUGAAGAGGGUGAAGCGAAGAACGAUGAUGGCGAUGUGAAGACAUAUAAAGCAGCUCAGCAGGUGAUUACCACAGCCUAUCUGAAGUACCAGGAAGAGAAGGAGGGAAAGUAAAUCAGAAGUCAGGGACACUCUGACAAGUGUAUAACUUAUGUAUAUAUACUGGUAGCGCUAGCGCAGCCAUCAACAAAAGAUAAACUCGAC
This is a messenger RNA of Sphaerulina musiva SO2202, 2133 nucleotides long. RefSeq lists its product as uncharacterized. The transcript has 8 exons. Lineage: Eukaryota; Fungi; Ascomycota; Dothideomycetes; Mycosphaerellales; Mycosphaerellaceae. The coding region runs from base 187 to 2043 and encodes 618 amino acids. The record is from RefSeq and is a predicted model, not a curated record.